Molecule: messenger RNA, 2120 nt
Organism: Pomacea canaliculata
Lineage: Eukaryota; Metazoa; Mollusca; Gastropoda; Architaenioglossa; Ampullariidae
Exons: 4
Coding region: 542-1051 (169 amino acids)
Source: RefSeq, a predicted model, not a curated record
CUAAUUUGCUUUUGAUGGUGCCUGGGUGGAGAGUACACAUGUACAUACAGUGUACAAAGCAAGAUUCGGUCCCUUGCCCUGCCUGAUGAAACGUUUUGAAUCUGAUAAAAUGGAUUAUUUGAUUAUUUUGCCCAGCUCCAUGUAACCUAUCGAUGAAAUAGGAGGCAUGAGUGCCCCACCCCACUCCUCAAAACAACCGACAUCAUCCAUCACACUAUAAGUGACAUUUCAAGUUAUUCUGUUUAUGAAGUGACGCCCGAAACAGUUUUUGACAGGUCAUAAACUAUUAUAGUCGUUGCAACAGAAUCUUCUUGACAGGGAUUUACAUAAAACUGUGAACUCUUCCCGCCUGUGACACUUCCACGAACCUGGCACGAAUGCCCAGUCAGGUUUUACAGGCAUGUGCCACAUCGUUUAACACCAUGAGCUGAACUGUCGUCGAUGGGCUGGUUGGCGACCCUUUUUAUUAUUAUUUUGAAGUCUACCCGGAUAUGCGUAACCUUUUCACCUGCCAUUAGUCUGUGAAUUCCGCCUUGACAAAAUGGCUAGUUUGGAGUGUGUGGUGGCGAUCCUGGCCGCAGUUUUCGUCGGUGAGGUGACAGCUGGUGAAUACUGCUUCUCAUCUUCCUAUUUUUCCAUCGUGUACUGUACUUACGGCUGCUGCAACGGCGUGUGCUGUGGAUUUCCCCCAUGGCUCAUUGUUACCAUCGUCACUGCUGUCAUCGUUGCCGUUUCAUUCCUCAUUGGUGGCUAUUGCUGCUGCAUGAAGCAGAGUGGCUACCCGGGGAGGGUGAUCAGCCCGGCGCCACCGCUGCACACCACAAACGUCGCCUACGUGCAGUCAGCACAAGGAGAGCACGCCAUGAUGACGUGGCAAGCUGGAGGAAUGCAUGGUGCUUACUAUGGCUACGGGGUGGGAGCAUACGGAAUCCCACAAGGUGUACAGCCACCCGUCGUGCAGCCACUCGGCCCUCCUCCCUACACGGACCCUGUUUAUCCUACAGGGGGAGCGCUCCCUUCUAAUCCUCCUGAGGGCGUGACCUCACGUUGAUGAACAAACAUAAUGAACUAAUUUACUUGUUGAAAAAAAACUCGUGUACAAUAAUCACUCAUUAAGCUUGUGUUUUCAAUAGAAUCCCAGAUUUCUAUACUAAACGAAAUUGUGAUUAUUUUUUUUUAAAAAUCCUGAAGAUUUUGUGUUCGUAUUAGUUUCGCUAUGACCAGAACCCUUUAAGAAAUUUGAUUGUCAAAUUACAUCCAUAGGUAAAGUAUUUUCUUGGCUAGAAGACAUAACUAAUCAUGUUUUCAUUGGACUUAAUCAAAUUAUUUUACGCACAUUCUGUAGUGCGUGGCUGUGUUUAUCUUUACGUGAAGUAUUAUUUGAGUUUUUAUAUGCUUUUGCUUCUCUGAUUUACUUUUUAUAGUCCUUUGCGGUUAGUUUAAUGAAAUGUUUCGAGUAAUUUUAAAACAACAUGAUUACUUUUAAACUAUUCUCAUGACAAUUUUUUUGAAAGGAACUGCACUUGUAAAUAAUGAUUCGUGUCCUCUAUCCUUCCCUCACCCGUUUCGCGGUCAGGUACGGUGAGCACGCACACACGUACCAACAGUGAUUGCUGUUAGUAAUAAAAGUUCCCAUUCUCAUGAGUUGUCCAUUGUGUAAAAUAUCACUUGUCCAGUAGAAGAGUGGUUAUAUAAAUGCCAAGUUCCUUCUACCCAGUACAAUAGCAACGGUAGAAACCCUUGUUUCUUUUCCGUAGCAGUGUGACUCUCAGUCGUCUCUGAGUGUUUGAGUGAGUGUGUGGCUGUGUGUUUGUGUGUUUAAGUGCGUGUGUGGCUGUGUGUUUGAGUGUGUGGCUGUGGUUGAUUGAGAGUGUUUGCUGUAGUUUACAACUUAACGGGAGCUCUCAACAAGGGAACGUUCCUACGUCUGUUGCUGGUUUAAAAUAUUCUAUUUCGAUAUUUACAAUUUCCUGCAAGCCCUAUAUAUCAACAAAGUUAAGACUGGAGUCCUAAUGGCUGGUAUCAGCUUUACCAGAGAAGGACAAUCGUUUUCAUCGACUUUAACAAUUGUCCGUGAUCGUUCUCAUUCAGGAUUUCCUUCGUGUUCGUUUGCCAGGACU